GGAUCCUGAGACACACGAGUUCAGCUGGCAUGAGGGGACAGGUCAAAGGUGGAAGGCUUCGGGCUGGUGGGAGAGAAGGGGGCCUGGACCUGGGUUUGGAAAGGAGAAGGACAUCGUCCCUCCAGGACUGUGAGCAGGAUGGACUCCAGGCCUGGGCUCCUAGCCAGAAGCUGGAGGGGGCUUGGCCAGCAGGAGGGAGAAACGACUCAUCUGUGCCUUCCAACUCCGAGACAGAAAAUGUCUGCUGAUGGUGGAAGCAUCCAGGCUGCCCAGAACAAGGAGAGCACCCGAGAGGUUCCAGGUCAUGGGCAUCCUUGUCAACAAAUGCUUUCCGAGCUGGAGGAAGCGGUGCCUUUGGGAGCCGCUUGGGAGUCACACCACAUCAAGACGGAGCCAGAAGAGCCGCAUCCUGAGGGAGUGCCCCAGGGGCACAGGGCUCAAGGAGCGCAGAGCCGGGCGCCUCUGAGCCAGGGCUCUAAGGAGAAAGCUCUCUUCCUGCCUGGAGGAGCCCUCCCCUCCCCGCAGGUCCCCGUGCUUGCCCGAGAGGGGAGGACCAGAGACCGGCAGAUGGCCGCGGCUCUCCUCACCGCCUGGUCCCAGAUGCCAGUGACCUUUGAGGACGUGGCUCUGUACCUGUCCCGGGAGGAGUGGGGGCGGCUCGACCACACACAGCAGAGCUUCUACAGGGACGUCCUGCAGAAGAGGAACGGGCUGUCCUUGGGGUUUCCCUUCAGCAGGCCUUUCUGGGCCCCCCAAGUGCAGGGCAAGGGCGAGGCCUCAAGUUCGUGCCGGCGAACAGGAGACGAGGUGGAGGAGAAGACAGGAGCCAUUGAGGCGGGAGAGGAGCCCACCCCAUCCCUGGCAGCCCUUGGGGAUGCGAAAGCCUUCAGAAGCCGGGUGGGUAGAGCCCAGGGAGCCACUCUACAGUGCGGGAGGCAGGUGGCCGUCAGCCAGAGCUCAGGGCCACCCAAAGAUGAUGGACAGCCUGGUCCUCCAAAGGAGGGACCGCUGAAACCAGCCCCAUCUGACACCGGCCCCCCGAAAGCCCAGGAGGGCUGCUUCCCAGAGAAACCCAGAGAGGGGGAGACAGGCGGCCCUGAGAGCAGUGAGGAGGGCCUGUCCCCGGAGGGCGAUGCCAGCAAGAAGACCUACAAGUGUGAGCAGUGUGGCAAGGGCUUCAGCUGGCACUCCCACCUGGUGACGCACCGGCGCACGCACACGGGCGAGAAGCCCUACGCCUGCACGGACUGCGGCAAGCGCUUCGGCCGCAGCUCCCACCUCAUCCAACACCAGAUCAUCCACACGGGCGAGAAGCCCUACACCUGCCCCUCCUGCUGGAAGAGCUUCAGCCACCACUCCACCCUGAUCCAGCACCAGCGCAUCCACACGGGCGAGAAGCCCUACGUGUGCGACUGCUGCGCCAAGCGCUUCACCCGCCGCUCGGACCUGGUCACCCACCAGGGCACCCACACGGGCGCCAAGCCCCACAAGUGCCCCAUCUGCAGCAAGUGCUUCACGCAGAGCUCAGCCCUGGUCACCCACCAGCGCACCCACACCGGCGUCAAGCCCUACCCGUGCCCCGAGUGCGGCAAGUGCUUCAGCCAGCGCUCCAACCUCAUUGCCCACAACCGCACGCACACGGGCGAGAAGCCCUACCACUGCCUCGACUGCGGCAAGAGCUUCAGCCACAGCUCGCACCUCACCGCCCACCAGCGCACCCACCGUGGCGUCCGGCCCUACUCCUGCCCGCUCUGCGGCAAGAGCUUCAGCCGGCGCUCCAACCUGCACCGGCACGAGAAGAUCCACACCACGGGGCCCAAGGCCCUGGCCAUGCUGAUGCUGGGGGCGGCAGGGACUCUGGCGGCCCCCACGCCUGCUCCCACCUAGGUGGCCCUGAGGGAGCGUCCCGGCCCUGGGGCAGCGAGGGCAGCAGCUGUGGGAGUGCGGGGAUGUGGCAGGGGGCCGGGGAGGUGCUGGCAUGGGGUGGGGCAUGGCAAUGCGGGAGGAGCUAGGGUGAGGAGCAGGCACGCAAGCUGCAAAAUAAAGGCCUUGGAAUUGAA
This is a messenger RNA of Manis pentadactyla (Chinese pangolin), 2060 nucleotides long. RefSeq names its product zinc finger protein 205 (gene ZNF205). Gene Ontology annotation, molecular function: DNA-binding transcription repressor activity, RNA polymerase II-specific; RNA polymerase II cis-regulatory region sequence-specific DNA binding. The coding region runs from base 139 to 1887 and encodes 582 amino acids. The transcript is spliced from 7 exons. Gene Ontology annotation, biological process: negative regulation of transcription by RNA polymerase II. The record is from RefSeq and is a predicted model, not a curated record. Lineage: Eukaryota; Metazoa; Chordata; Mammalia; Pholidota; Manidae.